This is a messenger RNA of Anguilla rostrata (American eel), 2234 nucleotides long. RefSeq names its product class I histocompatibility antigen, F10 alpha chain-like. Lineage: Eukaryota; Metazoa; Chordata; Actinopteri; Anguilliformes; Anguillidae. The transcript has 8 exons. The record is from RefSeq and is a predicted model, not a curated record. Gene Ontology annotation, cellular component: external side of plasma membrane. Gene Ontology annotation, biological process: immune response. The coding region runs from base 16 to 759 and encodes 247 amino acids.
GCCAGACACGAUAUAAUGAGGUCCAGGGUCAUGAAAUGUGGAUCAUACCAUUCCAUCAGCUUCUGUUAUAUGAGCUCACUCUGUUCUUCCUCAUCCUCCUCCUCCUCCUCUUUCACAGCUCGUCCUGAGGUACAUCUUUUUUCAAAGAAGUCCACCAGCCCUGACUACCGCACCCUGGUGUGUUUGGCCACCGGAUUCUACCCCAAAGAUGUGUCGGUAAACAUCCUGAAGGACGGUGCGCCAUUGGCCGAAUCGGACGGGGUCGCCUCUUCGGGGGUGAGACCCAAUGGAGAGCAUAAGGAGACGUACCAGCUGAGGAAGUCGCUGGAGAUCAAGGCAUCAGACACCUCAAAGUACAGUUGCAGAAUCCACCACCGAACCCUGCCGAAUCCGAUCGAAGAAUCCUGGGAUGGAAAGUGCUGUAACUGCGACGGUGACAACACAGGCGUCAUUGUUGGUGUCGUUGUUGUUUUGCUCAUCGUCUUGGUGGCGGUGCCUGUGGGCCUGUACUUUCUGCGCAAGAAAAUGAAAGCUGCCCAAGCUCCUGUGAAUGGACUGAACCAACCUCUGACUGGGAGGGGGUCCGCUGCCUCUGGUGGACCCAAAGAAGUGGUCAAGCCCUUGAUGGUCAAUGGAGUAAACCCGGAGACAAAAGGAUCACACGACUCUUUGAAAUCAGAUGAUUCUGGGAAGGCGUCCUCUGAUGGAUCCGAAGAAGAAGUGAACGAGCCCUUGGUGGGCAAUGGAGCCACAGUUUGAAGCCGUUGAAUACGUGUGACGGGUUUGGUCUGGUGGAAAAACACAUACCUUUCCAUGCAAACCUGUUUUGAUCAGAAUUUUUUACCAUUUAAAUGAUUCUUUCUGAUAGCUGUAAGCUGUAUGCAGUAAAUUCGAAUCAUCCAGAAGCCACUCAGGAGGUUUUAACCUAAAAUUCAGAGUAAAAUGAAAUGGUGCAAUUGUACAGUGAGGUAGGUGCCAGUUAGACACCUAACCAGGUAGAAGAUCGACCUGACCACAUGUACAGCAUGAAAUAACAGCAAAUUGUACGGCUAUUUUACAGCUAUAGCAGUGCGCUUUUUAUAUUUCUUUUAAUGAUAUCAACUGACUGACUGACAGUCUAAGCAGUAAAUACUGCAUUACAUUAAGCUUAGAAUCUUCUCUUAAGCGUCAAGUUGCUUAGUACACAAUGGGCCUCAUUCACAAAACUUUUCUUAAAUUAUCGUUACUUUUGUUCUUUAAAAUGUUCCUAUAUGGGAUUCAUGACACAUUUCUGUGAAUAUCCCAGGUGUACAAGAUAAUGAAUGCUGACUGUUUGUAAAUUUUAUGUGCAACCCUGUUCAUGUGCUUAGCAUAAGGAAACAGCCAUGAACAAACACAGAUAAGAAAAGAAUUAUGAUCAAUUGUGAUCGUACACGUUUCGUGAAUGAGGUCCAAUGUGUCCUUGGAAGUGUGAGGAGAGAGAAUAGAAAGAAAUAUUUUAAUGUUUGGAGUUCAAGGUACUUGAUUUUUUGUGUUCUUAGCGGCCUUUUCAUUAUUUUAUCACAAGUAGUCACUAGUUUCCUGGCAAUUAGCAAAAUAAGUUGUGAAUGAUUUAAUUAUGAAAUUCUGCUCAAUGAAUUUGUAUUUAGGUAAGGAUUUAAAUAGAAAUUGACUGCAAUCUUGUUUCAGCCAUGUGGACUACAAACAGGUGUGUAAAUCUAAGUGAUGACGUAACUAUGCUCAGAAAAUAUGUAUUAAAAGUAAUAAUGUUUUCUAGGGAAGGUAUAUUACUUUUUUAACUUGUUCCAGAAAUUAAGUACUAAAUUAAUACCUGACCUGAAGACAGUGUAAUUGACUUUUAUUGGUAGUUCCUCACCUGUUAGCUUGUAUACUGGUGGAAUGGAGUUUGGUCUUAGAAAGCCAUCAUAACAUGAUUUCACUCAGAGAGGAAAUAAGUAAACACCUGUGAAUCUUGUAGUCUCAUCUUAAGUAAAAUCAUUUGAGUGCAGUUCUUUUCUGAAUAUGCUCAUUAUAUUGUGCUUUUUUUUCUUAUGAGUUUUGGCACAUUGCUUGUUGCAUUUAAUACCGAAGACUUCUGUCAAAAGGGGAUAUUUCUCCGGUGUGAUUUCCACUAUCCCUUUCCUUUAAAAUUAACUUUGAAACUGUGACUAUUCACAAACAAGUUGUACAGAUUAAACUGACUAUUUGGUGUUUACCUUUAUGUUUAAUAAAUCUUUAUUAAAGUGAAAUGAAAA